UGUGAAAAGGAGAGUUUGAGAGAGAGAGAGAGAGAGAGAGAGAGAGAGAGAGGGUCUCUCAUUCUCCACCACUGCCACUGCUCUUUUUUGAGAGAGCCCAAGACCGAAGACCGCGACCGCUAAACUCUGAGAAGUUAGACCCCUCUUUCUCAUUGCUGGCGGUGGCUUUUCGAAUUUCUCUCAAAGGAGAAAUACCUUUUGGAGAUAGAAAAAAGUCCUUCGUUGGAUUUGGAUCGACCCGCAUUUUGUCGGCAGGACUGUAGAUCCUUGAUGUAAAGAUGGUUGCUCAGGAAUUUACCGUUGAUUUGAAUAAACCUCUUGUAUUUCAGGUUGGUCAUCUUGGAGAUGCUUAUCAAGAAUGGGUGCAUCAGCCUAUUCCGACCAAGGAAAGUCCUCGAUUUUUUGAAAGUGAUUUUUGGGAGUUCUUGACCAAGACGGCCUGGUGGGUGAUUCCUCUUAUCUGGCUGCCAGUUGUCUGCUAUUUCAUCUCCAAAUCCGUACUAAUGGGCCACACAUUUCCUGAGAUAGCUCUCAUGGUGGGAUUAGGUAUAUUCAUUUGGACAUUGCUUGAAUACACAUUGCAUCGUUUCCUUUUCCACAUCGAAACAAAGAGCUACUGGGGAAACACUAUACAUUAUCUUCUUCAUGGCUGUCAUCAUAAACACCCCAUGGAUGGCUUGCGUCUUGUUUUUCCUCCAGCUGCAACUGCAGUUCUAUUGACGCCAUUCUGGAACAUGGUUAAGCUUUUUGCUACACCCUCUACUACUCCUGCUCUAUUUGGUGGUGGCUUAUUGGGUUAUGUGAUGUAUGAUGUUACCCAUUACUACCUCCACCACGGCCAGCCAUCGAAGGACUCUCUUCGACAUCUUAAGAAGUACCAUCUGAAUCAUCACUUCCGUAUUCAGAACAAGGGGUUUGGAAUAACUUCAUCUAUAUGGGACAGAGUCUUUGGAACACUUCCAAAGACAAAAGCAGCUGAGAAAAGUAGAUAAAAAUUCAUUGGCAAGGAGAAAAGCAUCUCUCAUAAUUGAUGGUUAUUAUGCUUAUUUUCCUUCAUAAACAUUCUUUAUUCUAUUAUGCUAUGAUCUUUUUCUUUUCUCCUCUAGUUUAAGAUGGUGAAUUUGGGAUUGUCAUACUAUGGGUAUGUUGGUUAAGUAUCAAUUUUGUGUCGCCUUGUUCUACAAGGCAACUGUAUGUAUAAAUCAAUUUCAUUUUCUUAGAUAUUGCUUUGUUUAUGGAGGAAAAUUCUCUUUACUUGGCUGUGUAUAUUGCUUUCAAACUUGGUCCUUUUGUACGUCUCUUCAAUUAUUAUUUAUUUGGACUUUGUUUUG
Humulus lupulus (European hop) is the source of this 1331-nucleotide messenger RNA. Its product is annotated as dihydroceramide fatty acyl 2-hydroxylase FAH2-like. Gene Ontology annotation, biological process: fatty acid metabolic process; lipid biosynthetic process. NCBI's taxonomy places the organism in Eukaryota, Viridiplantae, Streptophyta, Magnoliopsida, Rosales, Cannabaceae. The coding region runs from base 279 to 992 and encodes 237 amino acids. Gene Ontology annotation, cellular component: membrane; endoplasmic reticulum. The transcript has 7 exons. Gene Ontology annotation, molecular function: iron ion binding; fatty acid 2-hydroxylase activity. The record is from RefSeq and is a predicted model, not a curated record.